CCUUUGUGAUGAAAAAACACUUAAAUACUCACUUACUGGGCAAGCAUGGAGUCGGUACACCAAAAGAAAGGAAAUUUACAUGUCACUUGUGUGACAGAAGUUUCACAGAGAAGUGGGCACUGAACAACCAUAUGAAACUGCACACAGGAGAAAAGCCAUUUAAGUGUACCUGGCCUACAUGCCAUUAUUCUUUCCUCACAGCUUCUGCAAUGAAAGACCACUAUAGGACUCAUACAGGCGAGAAGUCGUUCCUGUGUGACCUUUGUGGCUUUGCCGGCGGGACACGUCAUGCCCUCACUAAGCAUCGGAGGCAGCACACAGGAGAGAAACCAUUCAGAUGUGAUGAGUGUAAUUUCGCUUCCACAACACAGUCACAUCUGACACGACAUAAGCGUGUCCAUACUGGUGAAAAACCCUACAGAUGUCCUUGGUGUGACUACAGAUCUAACUGCGCUGAAAAUAUCCGUAAGCAUAUCUUACACACAGGAAAGCAUGAAGGAGUAAAAAUGUAUAACUGCCCCAAAUGUGACUAUGGAACCAAUGUCCCAGUGGAAUUUCGCAACCACCUGAAGGAGCUGCAUCCUGACAUUGAAAACCCUGAUUUAGCUUACUUGCAUGCUGGUUGCCAUGCUGUCCUUCUGGAAAGUGCCAGUUUCAUGAGAGCUUACAGGUGCCACCAAACCUUCAGGUUAGAUGCUGAAUCAAGCUUUUUUGACCCAUUUCUGAUGGCUGUCCAUUUGAGAGUUAAAGAUUUCACAAGACUUGGUCAAAAGAGUAGGGGGGAUAACUUUGGUAUCCUGGCUAAUAAUCCUUACCAAAAUAACGCUUGUGUCAGUGUCCAGUUCAUGUUAUUGAUCACUUUCUGGUUGUUGUAUUUGCCUACAGAGAAAUCACAAUAGCAAUAUUUCAUUACUUUAUAAAGCCCUUUAGGAUCAUUUGAAUAUACGUGCCUCAUAAACCAAUUUUUUUCUC
Molecule: messenger RNA, 972 nt
Organism: Chelonoidis abingdonii (Abingdon island giant tortoise)
Lineage: Eukaryota; Metazoa; Chordata; Testudines; Testudinidae
Source: RefSeq, a predicted model, not a curated record